Messenger RNA from Fraxinus pennsylvanica, 1035 nucleotides. The record is from the annotation of a GenBank genome assembly. NCBI's taxonomy places the organism in Eukaryota, Viridiplantae, Streptophyta, Magnoliopsida, Lamiales, Oleaceae.
AUGGCAAAAGAUGGUGGUGGAGCUGCUAGAGCAAAGAAUUUUCCGGCAGGGUGGAAUGCGGCGGCGAAGUCAUGUGACUACUGCAAGUCCACAGCGGCGCUGCUCUUUUGCAGGGUGGACUCUGCCUAUAUGUGCAUGGCUUGUGAUGCCAAGGUCCACAAAAAUAUCAGCCACGAACGUGUAUGGAUGUGUGAGGUGUGUGAGCAGGCGCCGGCCACCGUCACUUGCAAGGCGGACGCUGCCGCGCUUUGCGUCACCUGCGACCGUGAUAUUCACUCCGCCAACCCCCUCUCCAGCCGCCACGAACGUGUCCCGGUGAUUCCUUUCUUCGACACAGCCGAGUCAGUCGUGAAGUCGACUGCAACCACCGGACUUUUGCCCAUGAGUGAUUCCACUAGCAACGUAUUCGUCAGCUCCAAUGAAUCCUGGAAUAUUUCUGCAAAUCCGGAUGCAAUAAAACUCGGCGCCCCCGUCACGGUGGAGGAUAUGAAACCGGUGGAAUUCUUGUUUACCGACACGGAACAAUUCCUGGAUUUCGAUUAUCCGAUUUGCUCACAAGUUGACAGUGUUGUCCCCGUACCAACAAUCAAAAUUCCUCCUGUUCCAACUCAAUUGACUGAUUUUUCAUCAGAAAAUCGAGCCGAGAUUGGUUUCACAAGAUCCAACAUCAAUUCAUACAACAGUAGCUUCACCACCCCUUCUCUCAGUCUCAGUGUAUCGUCAUCCUCGCUGGACGUAGGGAUUGUGCCUGAUGGGAGUUGUGUGUCUGAUACAUCGUACCCUUUUGCUCGAACCAUGAGUAGCAGCGUCAAUCCGAGUGGAAAUCAGCUGUCGGGAAUGGACAGGGAAGCGAGAGUUUUAAGGUACAAAGAGAAGAGAAAGAAUAGGAAAUUCGAGAAGACGAUAAGAUAUGCUUCUCGGAAGGCCUAUGCCGAAACAAGGCCAAGAAUAAAAGGUCGAUUUGCCAAACGAACAGAAAUCGAAUCUGAAAUUGAUAGAAUGUUUAGUUACGGCGUUGUUCCAUCACUGCUGUGA